Messenger RNA from Leptopilina heterotoma, 840 nucleotides. RefSeq lists its product as uncharacterized. The coding region runs from base 1 to 840 and encodes 279 amino acids. NCBI's taxonomy places the organism in Eukaryota, Metazoa, Arthropoda, Insecta, Hymenoptera, Figitidae. The record is from RefSeq and is a predicted model, not a curated record. The transcript has a single exon.
AUGACAAAUGUUACAGUGAGCAACGAAAAUAUCGAAAGAAUAGCAGUUAAAGUGCCAAUAUUCAUGCCUGAGGAUCCUGAAUUGUGGUUUUUGUUGCUCGAAAGUAGUUUUGAUGCAGCUGGAAUUACUCAGGAUGCAACAAAAUUCGGUCACGCGCUCAGUGCUUUAGACCCGCGAUAUUCCGUGGAAAUCCGUGACGUGUUGCUCAAACCGAAAGCUGAGCGGACUUUUGAACUUCUCAAAAAGGAACUCAUCAACCGAAUGGGAACUUCACAGGAACAAAACACGCGACGUCUCCUGGAAAACGAACCUCUCGGUGACAGAAAACCAACGCAGUUUUUACGCCAUCUUCGCAACCUGGCGGGAAGUAAUUUCCCCGAUGAUGUUUUGCAGACCCUUUGGCUCGGCCGUUUACCAAAACACAUGCAGGCCAUGCUUGCAGCACACAGGGACCUUCCCUUGGACAAACGAGCUGAGAUCGCCGACUCUGUCGCGGAAGCUUACGGAAGCUUGUGCAACGUUGCGGAAACACGUACAGCUGUUUCGGCCGCAACAACAAGUUCCACUACGGGAACAUCGUUUGAGGCCCGGUUUGCCAGCCUUGAACAGUCUCUCGCGCUAGUGCUCCAGAAGUUUGCCUCCUUGGAAGUGAACCAAGUGUCGCGAGGACGAGAUCGCUCUCACUCAAGAUCACAAUUUCGAUCUCGAUCACACUCUCGAAAUCGACAUCAACGAUCCAGUGAUAUGUGUUGGUAUCAUUGGAAAUUCGGGAAAGACGCUAAAAAAUGUGAGAAACCUUGCAAAUUCUCUAGUGCGGAAAACGAGUCGGGAAGUCGUUAA